CUAGUCACUAGUGUUCAUCCUCGUCUCCUCGGAAAUGGCUUCGGAGAAGAAAGAAGAGUUCGUCUAUAGAGUGAGCACGGCGGCAGAAUGGGAUGAGUUGCAAGCCAACGGCAACACUCUCGGCGGCGAUCUCGAUCGCCGCACUGGUUGCAUCCAUCUCAGCACUAUCAAUCAGGUGAAGAUGGUUUUGAAGAAUUUUUUUCAUGGGAGGGAGGACUUGUUCUUGCUUCAAGUUGACACUGCUAAGCUUGGGGAUGGACUGAUUUAUGAAGCAGUAGACGAAAACAACUUUUUCCCGCAUUUUUAUGGCCCAUCUCGGAGCUUUAGUCCUCUGUCGCUUGACACCGUGCGCAAGGCCGAGAAACUGCAGCUAGUGAAUGGUGAAUUCAGCUGUAACAUACUGACUGAAUCACUGAACUGAUUCUGCCCUUCAAUAAUUUGUUCUCAUAUUCAGUUUUUU
Dioscorea cayenensis subsp. rotundata (Guinea yam) is the source of this 460-nucleotide messenger RNA. RefSeq lists its product as uncharacterized. The record is from RefSeq and is a predicted model, not a curated record. The coding region runs from base 35 to 421 and encodes 128 amino acids. The transcript has 3 exons. Lineage: Eukaryota; Viridiplantae; Streptophyta; Magnoliopsida; Dioscoreales; Dioscoreaceae.